This is a messenger RNA of Populus euphratica (Euphrates poplar), 1861 nucleotides long. Its product is annotated as cytochrome P450 89A2-like. The transcript has a single exon. Gene Ontology annotation, molecular function: heme binding; oxidoreductase activity, acting on paired donors, with incorporation or reduction of molecular oxygen, NAD(P)H as one donor, and incorporation of one atom of oxygen; iron ion binding. NCBI's taxonomy places the organism in Eukaryota, Viridiplantae, Streptophyta, Magnoliopsida, Malpighiales, Salicaceae. The record is from RefSeq and is a predicted model, not a curated record. Gene Ontology annotation, cellular component: membrane. Bases 85 to 1632 code for a protein of 515 amino acids.
CAAAAAGCUGAAUAAAAUGCAGGUCACUUCCUCUCAUCUAACAUUAGCAGUAUACCACUCAACUUUUCCCAGCCUGACAAAAGCAUGGAGAUAUGGUUCCUCAUCCUCGUCUCUCUGUCCCUGUCUGCAUUCCUUAAAGCCUUCUUCAACCUCUUCUUCCCUUGCAAAACUCACAAACUCCCUCCAGGCCCCCUAGCCUUUCCAAUUAUUGGCAACAUCUUAUGGCUUUCCAAAUCCUUCGCCGACCUCGAGCCCACCCUUCGUUCCCUCGUCCAAAAACUCGGCCCGAUGGUCACCCUCCAUAUAUUCUCUCGCCCGGCUAUCUUUAUUUCCGAUCGCUCCCUAGCUUACCAAGCCUUGAUCCUGAACGGUUCUGUUUUUGGUAAUCGCCCAUCUGCUCUUGCUACUAGCAGAGUGCUUAAUAACAAUCAGCAGACUAUCAGCUCUUCAUUUUACGGUCCGACUUGGCGCCUCCUCCGUCGAAACCUCACAUCAGAAAUCCUCCAUUCUUCGCGGGUUAAAACAUUUGGUCAUGCGCGUAAAUGGGUGCUGCAAAUCUUGAAGAAUCAAUUUGACUUGUUGUCCAGGUCUGGAGAUCCUGUUCGUGUUGUGGAUCAUGUUCAGUUUGCCAUGUUUUGUCUAUUAGUACUCAUGUGUUUCGGUGACAAGUUAGAGGAGAAACAGGUUAAGGAGAUCGAACGAGUCGAGCGUCGCAUGAUUGAGAAUAUGCGUAGAUUCAAUAUACUUAAUUUCUGGCCAAGUUUGAGCAAGAUAGUGCUUCGUAAGCAGUGGGCAGAGCUCUUGCAGCUUCGCAAGGACCAAGAAGAUGCAAUCAUUCCAUUGAUAAGAGCAAGAAAGAAGUUGAAGGAAGAGAAGUUGGGAAAAUCAAAUGUGGAGGGCAAGAAGGAUGAGUAUGUCUUGUCUUAUGUUGAUACGCUGCUGGAUCUGCAACUUCCUGGUGAGAAUAGAAAGCUUAAUGAGAUCGAAAUGGUUUCUUUAUGCAUCGAGUUUCUUGCUGCAGGUGUAGAUACUACUACCACAGCCUUGCAGUGGAUCAUGGCAAAUUUGGUUAAGUAUCCACAGAUUCAGGAGAAGCUAUUUUCGGAAAUGAAAGAGGUCGUUGGAGAAGGAGAGGGAGAGGUGAAGGAAGAUGAUCUGCAAAAGAUGCCGUAUUUAAAAGCAGUAAUUCUGGAAGGUCUACGGAGGCACCCACCUGGGCAUUUUGUGGUGCCACAUGCUGUGACUGAAGAUACGGUGUUGGGUGGGUAUCUGAUUCCUAAAAACGGGACAGUAAAUUUCAUGGUGGCUGAUAUGGGGUGGGAUCCAAAGGUGUGGGAGGAUCCCAUGGCUUUCAAGCCUGAAAGGUUUCUAAAUGGUGAAGGGGAAGCAUUUGAUAUAACAGGAAGCAGGGAGAUCAAGAUGAUGCCUUUCGGAGUUGGGAGGAGAAUUUGCCCUGGAUAUGGCUUAGCCAUGCUUCAUUUGGAGUAUUUUGUGGCUAAUCUAGUAUGGAAUUUUGAGUGGAAGGCUAUGGAUGGAGAUGCUAUUGAUUUGUCUGAGAAGCAACAGCUUACUGUGGCCAUGAAGAAUCCAUUGCACGCCCACAUAUCUCGCAGGUCGAGAAGCAAGGUGUAGGGUAGGGUGUGUGGUGUCAUUUAAUUUAUUUUCUUUUUUAUGAUGAUUUUAGUUAAUUAAUAACAUUGGAAUGGGUUGACUUUCUUGUGGGGAAAGGCUGUCAUGUUGUGAUAAGAUAUCGAGAGUGUUUGUUUACGCGAUAUAGCUUUAGGUUUUAAAGUAAAUCAUGUAAAUAAUAUGUUUGAUAAUAUUAAAGUUCAAUUUACUUUUUAUGCGGCAUUAUGUUGAA